AUGUCUGCACCACCACCAAUCCCGCCGCUGCCCACCACCACCGCGCCGCCACCAAUCCCCUCCACGGCGCCGCUGGCCCUCCCCACCGCGCCGCUGGGCUCCAACGCCGGCGCCUCUACCGGCCAGUCGCCGCCCCCCUCCAUGGGUCCGCCGCCACCACCCUCCACCGCGCCGCUGGUCUACUCCCCGGCGGAGAUGACCGGCGCCCUCAACGAUCUCAUCACCGCCGUCCAGGGGAUACGGCUAUACCUAGCCGGCUCCUACGGGCCGCCGCCGGCCAUCGCGACCGGGCCAGCCGCCCUGCCGUGGUAUUCGGCACCCGCGGCGCCGACCGGGCCUCGACACCACCACUGGCCGCUUCAGCCGCCGCCCGCCGCCGCGCCCCAAUGGCCACAGUGGCUGGCGCCGGCCCUCGCCGUGUCACCCACGCCACCCGGGUCCUCGCCGCCACCGCCCUGGUAG
This is a messenger RNA of Aegilops tauschii subsp. strangulata, 462 nucleotides long. Lineage: Eukaryota; Viridiplantae; Streptophyta; Magnoliopsida; Poales; Poaceae. The record is from RefSeq and is a predicted model, not a curated record.